Messenger RNA from Rhizophagus irregularis DAOM 181602=DAOM 197198, 1083 nucleotides. The record is from RefSeq and is a predicted model, not a curated record. NCBI's taxonomy places the organism in Eukaryota, Fungi, Glomeromycota, Glomeromycetes, Glomerales, Glomeraceae.
GAAUCUUUUACCAAAAAUAGUAACAUUGGAUGGAGAAGAAUUAAAUACUCAUGAAAAAUUGAUUGAAUGGAUGAAUAAUUUAUACCAAAAUAAAAAGAUUGAUAUAAUCUCUUAUAGCCUUAUUCCCAUUUCUCAAUUAAGUCUCAAAAAAUUAUUAUUAAUAGAUGAACUUGAAUCAUUUAAUGAAAAACAACCCGGAGUCGUAAAUUUUGAAGAAAAAUUAAGUUUAAAAAAAUGGAUUGGGAAUACGAUGUAUGAUAAUCUAGUGAAUUGGGCUGAUAACUUACAUCUUUUUAAAGGAUUGAUAAUUAAUGAGGAUUACAAAAUAAGAAUUAGUAAGAAAAUUGCUGUUAAUCUUAAUAAGUUUCCUGAAGUCAAUUUAAUAAGUGAUAGAACUUACCCGAAAAUGAUAAUGCCAUCAACAAAUUUGGAAGUUAUUUUAAUCUCCAAUAAUAUAUUCUCGAUUAAAGAUUUAAGCACUUUCCCAUUCAUUAAAAAUAAUGUUAAACAUUAUGAAGAUUAUAUUCAUAUUUUAUUUAAACAUGAACGGUACGAAAUUCUUUUUAACAAAGAUCAUAUUAAACCCACAAAAGAAUUUGAAAAAUUAAUAGAAAGUGCUCUUAAUAGUUUGAAGCCAUUAAAAGCUUUACAAGAUAUUUUCAACGAAUAUGGUCAUUUAUUUCCUCAAAGAAUUAUCUUGGGAAAGUCUCUUAAAAAUAUUUCACCAACCACUACUUCUGAAAUUGAAUUAGAACAUCUUACAUUUGAUGAUUUAAAUGUUCCAUAUCUUUUGACACGAGAAGGAGAAGUUGUUGAAAAAAAUGAUUUAUAUGAUUGGAUUCAAAAAAUAAAUAAUAAUAAUUUGGAAAUUAUUGAAUUUGAUAAUAUUAUUCCACUCUACAAACUUCUUGAAGUGAACCAACAAAGAAAAAUAGAUAAUGUAUUAAAAAAUAAUUAUGGAAUUAUAAUGACGGGUAUUGCUGAUUUAAAAGAUUUAGAUAGUAAUAAUGUUGUGCAUUACAAGCGUAUUAAUUUAAAUUCAGAAUCAGUAUUGGAAAGUGAAGAUUAUGAAGUAUUUGGAUC